Messenger RNA from Aspergillus sclerotioniger CBS 115572, 5582 nucleotides. RefSeq lists its product as uncharacterized. Lineage: Eukaryota; Fungi; Ascomycota; Eurotiomycetes; Eurotiales; Aspergillaceae. Bases 16 to 5394 code for a protein of 1792 amino acids. Gene Ontology annotation, cellular component: fatty acid synthase complex. The transcript has 6 exons. The record is from RefSeq and is a predicted model, not a curated record. Gene Ontology annotation, molecular function: 3-oxoacyl-[acyl-carrier-protein] reductase (NADPH) activity; fatty acid synthase activity; 3-oxoacyl-[acyl-carrier-protein] synthase activity. Gene Ontology annotation, biological process: long-chain fatty acid biosynthetic process.
CCAAGGUUGUUCCCUAUGGCUCUUUGGGAUAUCAUGUCCCCCUCCAUCGGCGAUAAGCCAAGUAUUGCGCAUGACCAAAAUGAUUUGGCGUACAAAUUGUUCAUCGAGUUGCUUUCGUAUCAACUCGCAUCUCCAGUGAGAUGGAUCGAAACACAACAAUCGCUGCUUCGAAAACAAUCUCCAGUCCAGCGAUUUAUUGAGAUUGGACCCCGCAGUACACUCGCAAGGAUGGCUAAAAAGUCCGCCGCCAUCUAUCAUGAUCAGCAUGCUCCAUCACAGUGGUCCCAUUUACAGUUUCUUUCGUAUCAGGAUGACCAGGACAAGAUCCUAUACGAGUAUCCGGACCCCACGUUAUCGGCAUCAAAAUCAAAAGAAACGAAAUUACCGUGCAAUCCCGCUCAACCGACCGGUACAAUCCCUCGAUCAAAGACCGAACAUGAAGCAGCACCGACACCAGCACCAAGUACUCUGGGGGCUUUCGCACAUGCACCGAGCGCUAGAGUUUCACUUUCUGCCCGCCAUGUCCUGCUGGCCAUGACGGCCCAGAAGCUCCGACGCCCCUUUGACCAAGUAUCAAUGGAAAAGACAAUACGCGAUCUAUCAGGAGGCAAGUCAACUCUUCAGAAUGAGUUGACAGGCGACUUGGUCGCAGAGUUUGGUCGGGUUCCAGAAGGAGUAGAGGAUAUACCCUUGGCGGUCCUAGCAGAGGCACUCCAGGGAGGGUUUCCAGGAAAGCCGGGCAAGCAGAUGUCGGGAUUGAUCUCCAAGUUUAUAUCCAGCAAGAUGCCUGCGGGCUUCAAUCAAGUGUCCGCACAGGACUACCUAGAGUCAAGAUGGGGCCUGUCGAAGCCUGAAACCAACGUUCCGAUAUGCCUCGCCAUCACGACCCAGCCGCUAACCCGCCUACCGAAUGCAGAUGCCGCGCAGGUAUAUCUCGACGACAUCGUUGGCCAGUAUGCAACAUUUGAAGGAAUCUCUAUGGUACCAACGGCAACAGAAUCUGUGACAAAAGAUCCACUGGGCCGGUCUAUAAUGGUAGAUUCGGCGGCGCUCGAUACUCUUCGAAAGGAACAGCGAGGUCUCCAUCACAAGCAGCUCGAGUUGCUUGCAAAACAUUUGCGCAUCAAUCCCGAUACCUUUACAGAUAAUUUUGCCCGUUCGCGCGACGGGCAUACAGCGUUGCAAGAGAGAAUAGAGCAAUGGAAUGCGGAAUUCGAUGAUGAGUUUUUCCAAGGUAUCCGCUCUAUUUUCAAUUCCAAACAGAUCCGGCAGUAUGACUCUUGGUGGAACUGGGUGCGAGAAGACCUUCUUCAAUGGCUGGACGCUAUUUUACAGAGUCCAGCGGGUGUUGCUGUCUCCGGAAAAGAUAAUCGCGUACAUCGGAUCUUGAAUCGGUGGGAGUCCAGCUGCACAGAGAUUGUUGUCGAUCGACUAAAUACGAUGUCCCCUGAACCCCCACUCUGCGAUAAAUUAUCUCAGACGUGUGGCAUGAGUGCGUCGCUCAACGAGAUCUUGAAGUUGGGCAUUAAGGCUCAAUCUACCGACCCGGUAUACAUCCACACAGAACCCCCUCUAGCACCAAGAACCACCAUUUCAGCCUCGGGCCGCCUCAAAUACGAAGAGACAGUUCGCUCAGUUAGCAACUAUCCAGAUGUUGUGCGUCGAGGACGUACAUCCCGAGCCAGCUCAGCAUCUUUCGCUCCUUUCGUUCAUCUCAAAAUGCGCCAUGGCGAAGAGUGGAAAUACGACCCGGAAGCAACUGAGAUGCUCCACAGAACAUUGGAUGUGGGCGUUACCACGGGUUUCAGCCACUCCGGCAAAACUGUACUCGUCACAGGUGCCGGUCCCGACUCAAUAGGCGCCAGGAUAAUCCAGGGCCUCUUGGCCGGUGGCGCAAAAGUUGUGGUUACCACUAGCCGUGCGAUCUCUGAAAGCGCCGGGUUUUACCAACAGUUGUUUAGGAAAUACGGGGCUCGAGGGGCGACAUUGACGCUACUUCCAAUGAAUCAAGCCAGCAGGCAAGACUGCGAGGCCUUGGUCGAAUAUAUAUACGGUGCAGAUUCCCCGACGGGCAACGACUUGGAUUACCUCAUUCCAUUUGCCGCCAUCGCACAGACAGGUGAACCAGACACCUUAGGCAGCUGGCAGGAGCUUGCACUCCGAGCGAUGCUUGUGAAUAUUCUGCGACUGAUAGGCCUUAUCCGCCGGGAGAAGGAAAAGCGACGCAUAGACACUAGGCCAACAAUGGUCAUUUUACCGCUGUCCUGUAAUGAAGGUACAUUUGGUGGAGAUGGUCUCUAUCCAGAAUCCAAGAUCGGACUCAAGACUUUGCUCAACCGUUUCUACUCCGAAAGCUGGUCAACAUAUGUAACCAUUUGUGGAGCAGUCAUCGGAUGGACCAGAGGAACCGGUCUAAUGCGCUCAUCUAACGUGAUAGCAGCUGAGGUUGAGAAGCUUGAUGUUAUAACUUUCACACAGGCCGAGAUGGCUUUUAACAUCCUAGGCUUGAUGACGCCAACCAUGGUCUCACUUGCUGAAGAGGCGCCCGUGUAUGCAGAUCUAACGGGCGGGUUUGGCGCCAUGUUGAAUGUCAAGGAACACAUAGCAGCGAGCCGCAAAACAGUAGCUGAAGAGCUCCGCUUGCGGGUUGCCCUAGCGGAAGAAGAAGUCCACCAUCAAAACACGGUCCAGGGAUCGCAAAUACGCUCUGAAAUUGAGGAGACAAACAGUCAUAUCAAGCGCGUCAACUUGAAAAUUGGAUUCCCACCAUUAGUGCGCCACGAAGAAAUGACCGCGAGUCUCCCUGAUCUUCAAGGGAUGAUCGAUCUCUCGCGCACCGUUGUUGUUGUGGGCUUCUCCGAGCUUGGACCGUGGGGCAGCUCUCGCACACGAUGGGAGAUGGAACACCAGGGUCGAUUCUCACUAGAAGGAUAUGUGGAAAUGGCGUGGAUAAUGGGAUUGAUCAAGCAUAUCAAUGGUGACCUCAAGGGGCAACCGUACGUGGGGUGGAUUGAUGCACAAACGGGUGAUCCGAUCCGUGACGAUGAGAUCCCUCCGAAGUAUGGCGGGCAGAUCAUGAAUAACUCUGGUGUGCGCUUGAUUGAUCCCGACGCGCUAAAUCCCUAUGACCCGUCGCGCAAGGAGUCCAUGCACGAAGUGGCUAUUGAGGACGACCUACCCCCGUUUGAAAGCUCCAAAUCAGCGGCAGAGGCAUUUAAGCUGCGUCAUGGAGAUCUGGUUACUAUCCAGCCGAUCAUGGGUUCUGAAAAUUAUCGUGUGUCUAUGAAGAAAGGAGCGGUGGUCAUGAUACCGAAAUCAGUUCCUUUUCAUCAAGUUGCCGGGGGGAAGGUCCCCAGGGGCUGGAACCCGUUGCAUUAUGGUAUUCCAGAGGAUAUAGUACAGCACAGUGACCCGACCACAUUGUAUGCGCUUUGCUGUGUCUCCGAAGCGCUCUUAUCUGCCGGGAUCAAGGACCCUUACGAGAUGUAUCAGCACAUUCACGUAUCUGAGGUGGCCAACUGCUUAGGGACAGGAGGUGGCACCAUGAAAACUAUCCAAAGCAUGUAUCGCGACCGUUUCCUUGAUCGGCCGGUCCGAGGCGACAUUAUUCUGGACCACUUUUCCAACACCAUGGGCGCAUGGGUUAAUAUGUUGCUCUUAUCUUGCACGGGACCAUUAAAGACCCCGGUCGGUGCAUGCGCAACGGCCAUUGAAUCCCUGGAUAGCGGUUGCGAAGCCAUUCAGACAGGAAAAUGCAGAGUUGCUGUUGUUGGUGGUUGUGAUGAUUAUGGAGAAGAGGUCGCUUAUGAGUUCGCCAGCAUCAAGGCCACAGCAAACAGCACAGAAGAGUUGGCCAAAGGCCGUUUGCCGGGUGAGAUUUCCCGCCCUACCACAAGCUCGCGGGGUGGGUUUGCGGAAUCCGCGGGUUGUGGUGUACAAAUAGUAAUGGCUGCCGAUCUUGCCCUGGAAAUGGGACUACCCAUAUAUGGAAUUGUUGCGUACAAUCAAAUGGCCAGUGACCAAAUCGUGGCCGAAGCUCGCCAUUCACCGUUGCUUAAUCUGUCUUUCCGACGCACAGGAUUCGAAAAUGAGAUAGCCGACAUUAAGCAACGAAUGAUGGAUGGACGACUUCACACGUUGUGUCGUUCUGCCACCGCCACACAACAAGUGAUCGAUCAAGGAACAAAGUCAAGAGUACGCGAAGCCCAGCACCGAUGGGCUAGCGACAUCCGCCUGCAAGACUCUGGAAUUUCCCCCAUCAAGGCAGCUCUUGCCACAUGGGGUCUCACAAUUGACGAUAUAAGUGUUGCGUCGACCCAUGGGACUUCAACCCGCGCCAAUGAGAUCAACGAAGGUGAGGUGAUCAAUACUCAGAUGACGCACUUGGGAAGGCGCAAAGGAAAUCCAUUAUUGUGCGUGUGUCAGAAGUCCUUAACUGGGCAUCCGAAAGCAGCUGCGGGUGCCUGGCAGUUGAAUGGUUGUCUACAGAUGUUCCGCGAGAACGUCGUCCCCGGAAACCGCAACGCGGACAAUAUUGACGGGGAACUCCGGAAGUUUGAGCACCUCGUUUACCCAAUGGACUCCAUAAGGAUAUCAGGGAUGAAAGCAACGAUGUUAACCUCCUUUGGAUUUGGACAGAAAGGUGCUCUGAGCAUUACAGUGGCACCCAAGUAUCUCUUCGCAGCUGUUCCAGUUGCGGCUUUUGAAGAAUACCGGGCUCGGGUGACAAAGAGGCAGCGGGCUGCAAACCCAGAGUUUGUAUCUCGGUUGCUGAAAAAUUCCCUGGUCCAAGUAAAGUCCGAUGCACCGUGGAGGAGCCCUGAGGAGAUGCGGAGUGUCCUUUUGAACCAAAACAGUCGAUUGACUACAGACCGAUCUUCCUUUAUGAACAAACCGCCCCCAGAGUUUUAUAGCCCACACAUUAUGGGCGAGCAAAUACUCAAAGACUUUGGGGAAGGGUCAAAGGUGACGUCUGAAGUUGUUCAAUCUCUGCUAGAAAGUGUAACGCAGCGAUCCACCGCAUCUUUAUCCACUAGUGUGGGGGUCGACGUACAGGAUGUCAUCGGCAUCAACAUUGACAACCAAAAUUUUAUUCUCCGCAAUUUCACACUGGCUGAGCGUGAGUACUGUUCCAAAGCCCCGAACCCGCGUGCCUCGUUUGCGGGUCGUUGGAGUGCCAAGGAAGCCGUCUUCAAAAGCCUCCAAGCACCUUCCAUGGGUGCAGGGGCUGCGAUGAACGAGAUUGAGAUUCUGGGGACAAAUGCAAUUCCCUGCGUCGUGCUCCAUGGAAAUGCCCACGCAGUGGCUGCGUCCAAGAGAAUUCGCAGCAUUGACGUGGCUAUCAGUCAUUCUGCAGAAACAGCGAUUGCCGUCGCACUGGCCACCAGGCCGUAAGCGAGGUGCCGAGGUUCAGGUAUGAUUUGGUUAGUGGUAAUGGAGAGGGAGAGGCUUUCUAUAGUGCUGGUUCGAGUUAGACCACGAGGGUAUACACAGAGGAAUGAUCUAGAUGACUAUGUGCAAGAUCUGUACAUAACAGAAGUAAUGCAGCUGUCGUCUUGUCCCUGUAGUUUGGUGGAUGUCCU